GGCAGCGUCGGGUCAGCUGACAGAUCCGGGGUCGGCCCGUGUGCUGUUUACUUUCCCAUGAUGGUCGCGGUUCUCUGAAUGAAUGCAGCGCUAUGCGUCGCCGCGUGGAAUCAUGGUAGUCGUCAACUCGGUGCUGAAGCUCGUCCAGCGGCAGACGUACACAUGCCUGUCGCACCGCUACGGGCUCUACCUCUGCUUCGGGGGCAUCGUCCUCAUGAUCGUUUCCGCCUUCCAGUUCGGAGAGGUGGUGGUUGAGUGGAGUCGAGACCAGUAUCAUGUUCUGUUUGACUCCUACAGAGAUAACGUGGGUGGAAAAUCUUUCCAAAGCAGGCUCUGUCUGCCCAUGCCCAUCGACGUGGUGUACACGUGGGUGAACGGCACAGACACGGCUCUGCUGAAGGAGCUGAAGACGGUCAAAGAGCAGCUGGAGGAGGAACAAAGAGCUCUGAGGGAACGUCUGGGGAAAAAUAUAAGCGAGACAACUGAAGUCCCAAAAGACAGUGGUAAGCAAGAAUGUCUCCUGUCCCACUGCAUCCUGGCGCCCAUGCUGGCCCUGGACCCCGCCCUGCCGGCCAACGUCUCCCUCAAAGAGCUGCCGUCGCUCUCCGCCGCCUUCGCCGCCGCCAAAGAGCUGCAGCUGAUCACCAAACCCUUGGUGUCUGUGGUCGUCUUCCACUCGCAGGCUGACGCUGAUAAAGCCUUUACAGAUGUGUCCAGAGAAGAGCAGAAAUUCACGGUGUCCAGAUGUUACCUGACGACCGAUAAAGAAGCUCCAGGUCUGAUCCGCAUGCAGACUCUGGCGUAUCUGAGCGGCUUCCCGGCGUCCUAUAAGGAGACGGAGACGCUGAGAGUCAAACUCCCCUCGGUCAUAACCAGCAAGAUCAAACAGUUUGAGUUGUACUCGGAGGCAAGCAUCGCCCUGCUCCACCUGAACACCCAGCAGGACUUCUCUGACCUGACGCAGCAGGCGAAGAAGAACCUGACCCUGGACGGGAAAGAGUUAACCAUCAGCCCCGGCUACCUGUUCUGGGACCUCACCGCCAUCUCUCAGUCCAAACACGAUGAAGACGUCUCCGCCAGCAGAUUCGAGGACAACGAGGAGCUCCGCUACUCGCUGCGCUCGGUGGAGCAACACGCCCCCUGGGUGAGGCACAUCUUCAUCGUCACCAACGGGCAGAUUCCCUCCUGGCUCAACCUGGACAACCCCAGAGUCACCGUGGUCUCACAUCAGGACAUCUUCCAGAACCGCAGCCACCUUCCCACCUUCAGCUCUCCGGCCAUAGAGACCCACAUCCACCGCAUCCCGGGGCUCUCCCAGAAGUUCAUCUACCUCAACGACGACGUGAUGUUUGGCAAGGAGGUGUGGCCGGACGACUUCUACAGCCACUCCAAAGGACAGAAGGUGUAUCUCACCUGGCCGGUUCCUAACUGUGCUGAGGGCUGCCCAGGCUCCUGGAUCAAAGAUGGCUACUGUGACAAAACUUGCAAUAACUCUUUGUGUGACUGGGAUGGAGGAGACUGCCAGGGCUCAUCUGGGAACGGUCGGUUCGCCCCGGGUGUAGGUGGCGAGCCCGGUGUGGGGGCCGGACAUCUGUGGCAGUACGGAGGUGGUAUCGGAGGACUCGGGGGGACGUCCUAUUGCAAUCAAGGCUGUGCCAACUCCUGGCUGGCUGACAAGUUCUGCGACCAGGCCUGCAAUGUCCUGGCGUGCGGCUUCGACGUGGGCGACUGUGGCAAAGAGCAUUUUGACGAGCUGCACGGUGUGACCCUCCAGAGGAACCGGACCCUCUACACCCUCCCCCUGGGAGAGGUCAGGCCAUAUUUCAGCUUCAAAAGUUUCGCCCGCAGAGUGUCCGAGGCCCAGGUCAGCGACAACCCGGUGGUCCGUCACACCUCUGUCGCCAACAAGUGGCAGACCGUGCACUUGCUUCUUUAUCCCGGGCACAACGCCACGCAGAUCCAGUACAACCUCACCUUCCAAGGAUACGACGCCACGGAGUUCACGAUGACUUUCGGUGUAGCUAUCGACACCCGCGAGGUUCCUCUCGCCAACGUGUCCAAGACCACGAGCAAAGACGAGAGCAUAGAGCCAAAGCCGACGCUGGCUCCUGAGCCCGUUGUGGCUUUCUCCGAUGUUCCAGAGGACAAACGAGGUCCGAGGAUCCAGACGAGGCAGCAGCAGAUCUUCAUCGAGGUCCCUUCACUGAACGUGUCACUUUUACCAGCUGUCGUCCGCACUGAGCUGCAGAAGCUGGAGGAGAAGCUGCUCAACGGGGACAUUACUGUGAAGGGUUUUAACCACACGAAGGCCGAGCUUCUCAAACCUUUCAAGAGAGCUCAACAGCAGCAGGUCGCUGAUGAGGGUGAAGCCAGGGUUCAGAGGAAGCCUUAUAAAGACCUGGAGGGAGAGCCAAAUCAAGAAGCUGAAAGUAUCAUUCAGCAAAAUCACAACGCAAAUAAAGACGCGGCUUUGAAAGAACCACCGGUCACUCCUCUUGUCCCCGUCCUCAUCGAUGAUGUGCACAAAGAGCUGGAAACAUCUAAACCUCCCGUGAAAGCCGCCAUCGAAAAACCUUUCAAGCUGCUGAAGGAAAUCUCCAAAAUCAGAAGUGCUGAGAGUCAGAAUGAUCCGACCAACGCUGCAGGAGGAGGAGCUCCAGGCGGGAGGAGGCUCCAGCACUUCACCUCCUCAGAUCGAGGCUUCCUGCCCUGGGAGAAGAGGAAGUACUUCCAGGGACUACUUGAGGAAGGGGAGCGUCUGAAGAAAGAGCUGAUGUACGUGACCGACGGCGGCGCCACAGCCCGGAGGCUGCGGGACACUUUUGGCGAAUCCCUUCGCUACGUCAACAAGCUGCUCAACAAGCAGUUUGGCUUCACGUCCCGCAAAGUCCCGGCACACAUGCCACACAUGAUCGACCGACUCAUCAUGCAGGAGAUGCAGGACACAUUCCCAGAGGAGUUUGACAAGACGUCCGCCCACCACGUGCGUCACUCGGAGGACAUGCAGUUCGCCUUCUCGUACUUCUACUUCCUGAUGAGCGCCCAGCAGCAGCUCAACGUCUCCGAGGUGUUUGACGAGAUUGACACGGAUCACUCGGGCGUUCUGUCCGACCGGGAGAUUCGAACUCUCGCCACAAGGAUCCACGAGCUGCCCCUCAGCCUCCAGGAUCUGACAGGUCUGGAGCAGAUGUUGAUCAACUGCUCCAAGACUCUCCCGACUAACCUGACCCUGCUCCACCUGGUGAACCCCACUCAGGAGACCUACUACGACCCCAGCAUGCCUCCUGUUACAAAAGGCCUCGUCCUCCACUGUCAGCCCAUCACAGAACGCGUCCUCAAAGCCUUCAGAGAACAGAAUAAGUACAAGUUCGAGAUCAUGGGAGAGCAGGAGAUAGCGUUCAAGAUGGUGCGCACCAACGUGUCGCAUGUGGUCGGCCAGUUAGACGACAUCAGGAAGAAUCCGAGGAAGUUCAUCUGCCUCAACGACAACAUCGACCACAGCCACAAAGACGCUGCCACAGUGAAGGCUGUGCUCAGAGACUUCUACGAGUCCAUGUUCCCGCUGGCGUCCCAGUUCGAGCUGCCCAGGGAAUAUCGCAACAGGUUCCUGCACAUGGACGAGCUCCAGGAGUGGCGGAUUUAUCGAGACAAGUUGAAGUUCUGGACGCACUGUGUCCUCGUGACGCUCGUCAUCUUCACCGUCUUGUCCUUCUUCGCCGAACAGCUCAUCCUCCUGAAGAGGAAGCUGUUCCCCAGACGCAGAGUGAACCAGGACAUCAACCCCGAGCGGGUGUGAUACAGGGAGACCUCCCUCUCCUCCUCCUUUCUGCACUUCCACCUCCGCCCCUCUCUCCUCCCGGCUCAGUCGGGUGGAUCCAGACGAGGAGUGGAAACAGGAACCCGACGUCCUCGCCGCUCGUGUUUCAUCAGCACGGCCGGACGACAGACACUCACACGUGAGAUGUGGCGAUGAGACGUUUUUUAUUUCAGAAGAUGAUGGACGGGGCUGGCCGACGAACGAAAUGAUGAGAAGCCUGUGCAUCUUCAUGUCGUCCACUGGGGGCGUCAGAGACUCUCACACAGACAAACCAUAAAACACUUCCCCUCCUGCAGGGCACCACUCCUCAUGUCCCGUCCUCUGUGUCAGUGAUCGAUGUGUUGAGGUGUCAAACACUUGAUCGGACUGUGUGUGUGUGUGUGUGCGUGUGUGUGUGUGUGUGUGUGUGUGUGUGUGUGUGUGUGUGUGUGUGUGUGUGUGUGUGUGUGUGUGUGUGUGUGUGUGUGUGUGUGUGUGUGUGUGUGUGUGUGUGUGUGUGUGUGUGUGUGUGUGUGUGUGUGUACACCUGGAACAAAUCAUUUCAACUAUUUAAAAAAGAUAUUAAUCACGAAGUCCGAAAGCCAGACAAGCCAAAAAUGAUGGUACUCCUUAAAGCUCUUAUUUUCUACUCUUUCCUCUUAAAUCUUCAUAAAUCAAUUAACUUGAUGGUACAGACAGUUUUUUCGAAGAUGUCGCUUUUUUCACAAUUUUAUAGACAAAACGAUGAAUUGAUAAAAGAUCGGGUUGGUAAGUUGUUUCUCUUCUCUCACUUUUUAAUCAUCUUAUUUAUCUUAUUUGUUGAAAUCCUCGUCACGUCCCGAUAGCCAGUCGUCUGAAAAUUGAUCUGCAGAUGAAGAAGAUUCUAACUUGGUGUUUGGUUGUGUGGCGUUUACCUCGAUGGCUUUAUUUUAAAGGAAAGGUGCGUGAAGUACCUAGAGGACGAAUAAGGAGUAAUUCAUUUGCGUGUCGUUUUACGUCCAUUGUCGUUCAACCAUGAAAACUUGAAGUGCCUUCUUUGUUCAUUCCUGCUCAUUUGAACAUUAGUUUUUUUUUUAAACGUCUGAUUAUAAACAUUAACCCGUGCACAUCACACCCUGACCUAGUGAUGUACAAUGGGAAUGAAUGGGAAACAGGAUAAUAUAAUGAUCAUUCUUACUCUGGUACCAAUGCAUCUGAUUGUCGGAGCUACGUGAUGCUGCACCUGUCAUGGCCGCCUGCACGUGUGUCCCUGUGGGACUCGACAGGAUCGCCGCUGUCUGAAAUUCAGACGCCCUCGGCAUGUUCUCCGACUCACUUUCAUUGUUGUCGUGAGACAAGCGACGUGUGCGUCCGAUGUGAAUGCUGCUCGUCACCUCUUCAUGACCUUUAUCUCUGAAUGUCACUUUUACUAACUUUCUUUACUAUAAUAAUGUCAAAUCGACACGGAGGCGACUCCCAGAUGUUGUCAGCGCUUUGCCUCUGAGUCAUGUGAUUCCUCGGGGGGGGGCGGCGUCACCGGGCGAGGCAGGCGAGCCGAUGAGUCGUGUGUUUUGGAAAUGUGGUUAUGAUGAUUGCAUCAGUGGAGCAGUUCCUCUGACUGAAAUAAAAGUGGUUUGGUUAUGUCCUCUAAA
Molecule: messenger RNA, 5427 nt
Organism: Pleuronectes platessa (European plaice)
Lineage: Eukaryota; Metazoa; Chordata; Actinopteri; Pleuronectiformes; Pleuronectidae
Gene: gnptab
Product: N-acetylglucosamine-1-phosphate transferase subunits alpha and beta
Exons: 21
Coding region: 83-3796 (1237 amino acids)
Biological process (GO): N-glycan processing to lysosome; carbohydrate phosphorylation
Cellular component (GO): Golgi apparatus
Molecular function (GO): UDP-N-acetylglucosamine-lysosomal-enzyme N-acetylglucosaminephosphotransferase activity; calcium ion binding
Source: RefSeq, a predicted model, not a curated record